AUGGCGGCACUCCGAAUGCUCGCCAGCUCCAUGCGAGUGGCCCGACCAGUCAUCUCUAGGAAUACACGCACAUAUGCUACAGCUGCUGACAAGCUCAAGCUGUCCCUCGUUGUUCCGCACCAGUCCCUUAUUUCUGGCACUGAAGUCUCCCAAGUCAACAUUCCAGCCGUGACGGGUGACAUGGGUAUCCUAUCGAAACACGAGCCGGUCAUCGAAGAGCUCAGACCUGGUGUUGUCGAGGUCAAAACACUCGAUGGACAAUCCAAAAAUGUUAGCGGCGGUUUCGCAACCAUGCACCCACACAACGAAUUGACCGUCAAUGUCGUCGAAGCUGCUCCUCUUGAAGACUUUUCACCAGAGGCUGUUCGAGCAAACCUUGCGGAAGCUACUCGUGUUGCGAAUGGAAAUGGUCCAGAAAAGGACAAGAUUGAGGCCCGCAUAGAAGUCGGUGUCUUGGAGGCUCUCCAGUAUGCGCUCAAAUAG
Molecule: messenger RNA, 483 nt
Organism: Serendipita indica DSM 11827
Lineage: Eukaryota; Fungi; Basidiomycota; Agaricomycetes; Sebacinales; Serendipitaceae
Source: the annotation of a GenBank genome assembly